Molecule: messenger RNA, 528 nt
Organism: Cordyceps militaris CM01
Lineage: Eukaryota; Fungi; Ascomycota; Sordariomycetes; Hypocreales; Cordycipitaceae
Product: oxidoreductase, short chain dehydrogenase/reductase family, putative
Exons: 2
Coding region: 1-528 (175 amino acids)
Cellular component (GO): cytosol
Molecular function (GO): oxidoreductase activity
Source: RefSeq, a predicted model, not a curated record
AUGGAUUCUGCACAAGACAUCGACGGCGAUGCCUUUAUCGAGGCCGUCAACGUUAACCUCCUCGGCGCGUUGUACACGGCAAAAGCCUUUCUGCGCUAUGCGGCUGAGGGUGCCGUCGCCGUCAAUAUUUCCUCCUCGGCCGCCCAUCUUAACUUUGGCCCCGGCUUCGCCUCGUACAACUGCUCUAAGAUCAGCGCCUUCCACCUCUGGGACUCUAUAGGAUUCGCCAACCCUGAGCUGUCCGUGUUCCACGUCCAGCCUGGCGUGGUUGAUACUGACAUGAACAAGGAGGCCGGCCGUGUCGAGGCUGUCGGCUUUGAGGAUCACGUUUCCCUGCCUGCGACGUUUUGCCUGUGGCUUGCCAGCCCUGAGGCGCGAUUCCUCAACAGAAAGUUCCUGUGGGCCAACUGGGACGUGGACGAGCUCAAGGCAAAGGCUGACGCUAUUGCCAAGGGCAGUCUGCUCGACCUGACUCUGGUCGGCUGGCCCUUUGCGGCCAAUGACUGGCAGGCUGACUGGAGCAUGUAA